AUGGGAGUUGGAGGAGCAUUCCACCUUCUACUCGUGUGCCUGAGCCCAGCACUGCUGUCUGCUGUGCGGAUCAACGGGGAUGGACAGGAGGUCCUGUACCUGGCAGAAGGUGAUAAUGUGAGGCUGGGCUGUCCCUACGUCCUGGACCCUGAGGACUAUGGUCCCAAUGGGCUGGACAUCGAGUGGAUGCAGGUCAACUCAGACCCCGCCCACCACCGAGAGAACGUGUUCCUUAGUUAUCAGGACAAGAGGAUCAACCAUGGCAACCUUCCCCAUCUGCAGCAGAGGGUCCGCUUUGCAGCCUCAGACCCAAGCCAGUACGAUGCCUCCAUCAACCUCAUGAACCUGCAGGUAUCUGAUACAGCCACCUAUGAGUGCCGGGUGAAGAAGACCACCAUGGCCACCCGGAAGGUCAUUGUUACUGUCCAAGCACGACCUGCAGUGCCCAUGUGCUGGACUGAGGGCCACAUGACACAUGGCAAUGAUGUGGUGCUGAAGUGCUAUGCCAAUGGGGGUUCCCAGCCCCUCUCUUACAAGUGGGCCAAGAUCAGUGGGCACCAUUACCCCUAUCGAGCUGGGUCUUACACCUCCCAGCACAGCUACCACUCUGAGUUGUCCUACCAGGAGUCCUUCCACAGCUCCAUAAACCAAGGCCUGAACAACGGGGACCUGGUGUUGAAGGAUAUCUCCAGAGCAGAUGAUGGGCUAUAUCAGUGCACAGUGGCCAACAACGUGGGCUACAGUGUUUGUGUGGUGGAGGUAAAGGUCUCAGACUCCCGGCGUAUAGGCGUGAUCAUCGGCGCCAUCCUGGGCUCUCUGCUCGCGCUGGGCUGCCUGGCCGUAGGCAUUUGGGGGCUCGUCUGCUGUUGCUGCGGGGGCUCCGGGGCUGGCGGCGCCCGCGGUGCCUUCGGCUACGGCAACGGCGGCGGGGUCGGCCGAGGGGCCUGCGGCGACUUGGCUAGUGAGAUCAGAGAGGACGCCGUGGCGCCCGGGUGCAAGGCCAGCGGGCGCGGCAGCCGCGUCACCCACCUCCUGGGGUACCCGACGCAGAACGUCAGCCGCUCCCUGCGCCGCAAGUACGCGCCUCCGCCCUGCGGUGGCCCCGAGAACGUGGCCUUGGCGCCCUGCACCGCCGCCGCCGCCUGCGAAGCGGGGCCCUCCCCGGUCUACGUCAAGGUCAAGAGCGCGGAGCCGGCCGACUGCGCCGAGGGGCCGGUGCAGUGCAAGAACGGCCUCCUGGUGUGAGCGCGCGCGCCGGGCCGGGCUGCGCCCCUGCCGGGAGGAGGGCGCGGGGCUCUCUGUCCGCAGCUGGGGACACGUCGGGGCCCCAGGCUGCCAGGCGGCUGGGGGUGAAGGAGAACAGAUGCAAAAACUACUGCUCAAGGAAAAUAAAAUGAAAACAAGAAAAAGCAAAAGAAGAUCUGGAGAGGGCUCUGGCCGGACCACAAGCAUCCUGGAGCAAUGAAGUAGAGGGUGUUCUGGGAGGAGUCUGAUCUCUGGACUCUUGAGGGUUCUUUCUGUCAUUGUAACUCCAACAAAGGGGCAUUCUCACAAAGUCCCAUAUGAUGCGGCCCCGGGCCGUCUCUCUGGACUCUUGUCCUUCUCUCUCUCCCUUGUUUGGAUCCAGCCCCUCUGGCCUCCACUCUCUUCUUUGCAAACACCAACCAUGCUGUCACUUUAGGGCCUUUGCAUUUUCUGGUCUCUUUGUCUGGAACACUCUGCCACUGCACACUCACUCCUCCACUUCACUGGGCCUCUGUUCAAAUGGCACCCCACUGAAGCUGUCAUUGAUUGCUUUAUCUAAGACAGACCCUGUCUCCCCAACACAUUGUUCUGUAGCCCUUUACUCUGCCUUAUCUUUCUUAACAGAAACUAACAACAUCUGAUGUAUGCUUACUUGUUUAUUUAUAUUAUCUAGAACAUAAACUCUCAAAGGCAAGGGUUUUGCUUCACUACUGAUUCCCAAGUACCAAGAAAUAUACUCAGCACAUGCAGCACCCUC
This is a messenger RNA of Piliocolobus tephrosceles (Ugandan red Colobus), 2002 nucleotides long. RefSeq names its product V-set and immunoglobulin domain containing 8 (gene VSIG8). The coding region runs from base 1 to 1245 and encodes 414 amino acids. The transcript has 8 exons. The record is from RefSeq and is a predicted model, not a curated record. Gene Ontology annotation, cellular component: intracellular anatomical structure. Lineage: Eukaryota; Metazoa; Chordata; Mammalia; Primates; Cercopithecidae.